ACUUCAGAGUGGCUCAAUCUGAAUGUCAUCAGUGUCUCCGAGUCCUUUGAUCGCAUUAAUAUCAUCUGAAUGCAGUCAAAAACAUGCUCAUAAUCGUGGAUUCAAGUCACUUUCUCAUUUUAUCUUCCCAUUCACAUCACACGAGUGCCAAGUUCGCGAACCAAUCGAUAAUUUGAAAGCUUCACAGAGGAUUCGAUUAGAUAUUCGUGAUAUUUCGAGUGACGGGCAUCUUCUUACACUUUCAGUAUUGCCAUAUGUACUUAUUCAGGCCUUGAAAACAUGUACGGACGUCUCUCAAUCUAUUAAAUUAUUUCGUGAUGUACUUGCUCGAUGCUCUGAGCCUUCAGAACACGAGUCGUUCGGUCAUUACCUCGCUUGCAUUUUUGUAGUUUCUACUGAAGACGAAAAUCCACUUGGAGAGUUCAGCAAAAUGAUUCAGACACAACAAACGCUUUAUAAUACCACGUCGACACUGAUGAUCCCUGGACAUUGUUCUACUCCAAAAUGGGCUGCCCCACAUGCGAAAACUCCUCGUCACUAUAUCCUUCUUCAUGACUCAAGAAGUCCGCGCAGCAGUACAGAGAGAAGAGAUGAGCUUCUGGCUCAAAUGUGUGCAACAUAUGGAAAUGAUAAUUGUCAAAUGUUGCAACUUGAUUCAGAUAGUGAAAGUGCUGAAAUGAAAGGAGUUUGGGAUGAGAUCGAUGAGUUCAAUGAUGUAUUGGAGAAAGGACUUGAAGAAGCACAUCAGCAUUCGACAGAUGCGAUAGCUCCAGGACCGAAUGGAGCAUCCAAUCAACAAUCACCCUCGUCUCCAACCUCAUCAGUUGCCACAAUAUCUUCAACUAUGCCAGCUGUUGGAAGUGUUUCACCGAAUAGUCAUCCAAACAGUACAGUUGUGUGGAAAUCGAGCAAAAAACUCGCAUCGCUGGCAGACGCGAAGGCCGUUCAGGCAAUUCUUUCAAAGUUUUUAGAUGUUUGUUUGAUUCCAUAUGUAGAAAAGGAGAUGCGAUUUCUGUACGAGACGGCUGGUCAGAAAAAAGGAAUAGGAAAAUCGUUUACGAGUAUGAAAAGAUGGUUUGGAAGUGGAACUGCUUUGAGCAAUAUGGCAACUCCGAUCACAUAUGCAUGGGAUAGUUCUGAAAUGCAGACACGACGACUUGCGGAUCUUCUUCUCAUGUUCGGAUUCCCGAAUUCCGCUUUUGAACAGUAUCGUGGAUUGAAGCGGGAUUUAGAAGCGGAUAAAGCAAUGGCUGCUCACGCUGUUGCUCUAGAAAUGUGCUGUGUGGCUUUGCAUAGUGCACAACCACAAUUAAAUGCGAAUCAAUUUAUGAUCAAAUAUCUGGAAACACCUGUUUCGCUACUGAUUGAGCAUGCAAAAUUCAGAAGAUACCCGUCCAUACUCCGUUGUGCUUUCAACAUUGCUGACAUUUACUCUGAUCUUGGACUACAUAAAGAAGCAGCUUUGAAUCUUGCAAAAGUCAGCUCAAUCGAAGGAGAUCAUUUGGUUGCUGUGGCACAAACGCUUGCUGCUGAACAAUUUGAAAAAGCUGGAAUGGGGAGGAAGGCGUCUUUUCAUCGAGUUCUUGCAGCCAAUCGAUUUUCAAAUGCUGCUAUUCCAGCAUUAUCAUUUGAUUGCUAUCGUCUAGCUCUUCCAGCUUUUGAUAAAAAGCAUUGGGGAGUACUUGAUGAACAUCUGGCAGUAAGAUUACUUGAAGAAGGACAAAAAGCCGGUGUAAUGACCACAGAUAUCGCUUCCGAAUGCAUUCGACGUCUGGUAGCUGUGUGCCCUAAACUCUCACCUUCACUUCAAACAGAACGCCUUCGAACUAUCGUCAAUGCUUUGGAUAUAUAUUUUCCACAUCGAAAUGAGCCUGUUGAAAUGCUCACUGAUAUACCUAAAGUUGAAAUGGAAACGGUGAAAGCAAUCUAUGGAGAACGCCCACUUUGGAAUGAAAUUGAUGAGAAUGAGCAUCAAAGUGUUAGUUCAGAUGGAUGGAUUACUGUAGAACGGGCUGCACACCAUGCAUUGUUCGGAGCAAGUGCACCAUAUCGUGGAAUGCAGCUAGUUAGUGAUGAGCAUUCAGACAAUCAGAAGAUUCGAGAAACACCUGCCGGAGAGAGAUUUCGUGUUAUGGUGGACUUAACGAAUCCUUUGAAAAUACCAAUUCAUCUCCAAAAUCUCCGACUUUCCGUAUCAGAUAUUCAUAAUCAAAGUGGAAUAGAAGGUUCAGAGAAGAGCAUACCAGAACUCGGAGCUCUUGAGCAUCUUCAAUUGGAUCCCGAGGAGACAAAAACUAUUGAAUUGUAUGUGUUCCCAAGAGUUGGAUGUUUAAAGUUUCGAGUUGAUGGGUUGUUGUUUCAAUUGGCAGUGGAUCAGAAAGAUGUAGAAGCAAGAGUACCACUGAAAUGUCGAGGAAAAAGAUUGAAUAAAACUGCAAAGCAGCAAAAAUCUAAAAUCUACACAAACGACGAACGUCUCAGCGCCACAGUUGCUCAAAAACCAUGGCCACUUGUUGAGUUUCGAGUUAUCAAAUCCCCUCACCAAUGGUCAUACUGUGAUCAAGCACAACGUUAUCAAUUGGAAAUCGAAAAUAUUGGGCACGAAAAUGUGAUGUCAAUGUGUCUUGCCACGAAUGCAUUUGAUCGCGUUGCGGCUGGAAGUAUUGACGAGAAUGAGCACCAUCAACAAUUUAAAAUGAACUUGGCAGCUAAUAAUGCAAAAGUUGCAACGUUCCGAUUUGAAGAAGGGUCUACAAGCUCCACAGACUCAUUUCUCAAGAUUGGCGAGAAGAAAAGAAUAUUUUUCGAUGUUCGAAGCUCUGACGAACCUACUGGCUCAACAGUUGCUCCAAAACAAUCAAAUACAGUUAUCCUAAUUGCGUAUCGAAGUUCCAAUGGAACAAUGAGACAAUGGCGACGAGUUAUUGAUGGAGAAAGAAGAAGGCUUAUUGCUUUGACCGCAGAGAUUCUAGAUUUAGACACAAAAUCUUUCUCUAUUCACCUCAAAAACUGCGUAGCUGUUAGUCAAGCAGCUCUUUCUCGUGUUGAAAUUCUCCGUAUUCGAACUGAUAGAAACGAAGCGUCUACGGGAAUUAAAAAUGAUUGUUCUACCACAGUUCUGCCAUCUGUAAAUCGACGAGUUGAAAUUGAAUCAGAACAAACUGAUACUAUCGUCGCACGACUUGUACCAUUGUCUCAAGGUGAAACAAUUAAAGAAUCAUGGCUCACGACAACAACUUCAGUGACACCUCCGAAAUGGCCAUGUCCUGCAGAGAUUCAUUCGACAAUGGAUGAUGAAUUUGCAUCAAAAAUCGCAGAGAAAAUUGGAAUUUUAUGGAAAGCAAAUAUUGUCAACAAUGAGGGAUUGGUAACAUCAUUUAUUGGCGAAUCAUUUAUCGAUGAUCCAUUUGUAAAACUUAAAACUUUGAAAAAGGAUGAUUCAGUAUUAUCUUCACUCCGGAUCUCAUGUGAAACAACCGCCAAAGAAAUUUCCCACAAUUUCUCAGCUUCUCAUAUUUGCGAACUCCCAAUUACUCUUCUAAUUCAAAACAAAGAUCUUCAACGCCGCCCGGUCUCGGUGUCGAUAAAAUUGUCUUCAAAAGUACGUGAACCUGUCGACGGAAUUCAUUUGGUGGCUCCCGAGAAUCGUCACCAAAUGUGGAUUGAUCGUCCAGUUCGAAAACAAACUAUCGGUAUUGAUGAUGAGGCAAAACUUGAAAUGAAAUGGAAAAUAACUCAUGCUGCUGUAUAUGAUGUUGGAGGAGCUAAUUUAAGUAUUGAAGCAAUAUUUGAAGGAAGUAAUGAUGCUGUUAUUUUUAAGGUUCCGAGUGUGCUAUCGGUCGUCAAAUCGUCAUCAUAUACAGUUGUCUGAAGUAUCUCAAAUCAUUUACACACAUUUUCCACAUCUUCCUGUGAUAUUCUACUCAAGAAUCGCUUUUUUCAACGGGUUUAGUCCCUUUCUAAACUUCCCUUUGAUAUUUGCCUCAAAAAUCGCCCAUCUUUCAUGUAAAAUUUAUGUGUUAUUUUUAUUUCAAUAUUUUAGUUUCAGUUCUAUUCGUAUUUAUUCAUUUUUCUUAUAAUUUUAUGCAUAAAUUCUCAAAAUUU
Molecule: messenger RNA, 4104 nt
Organism: Caenorhabditis elegans
Lineage: Eukaryota; Metazoa; Nematoda; Chromadorea; Rhabditida; Rhabditidae
Gene: trpp-8
Product: Trafficking protein particle complex subunit 8
Exons: 10
Coding region: 23-3871 (1282 amino acids)
Source: RefSeq, marked reviewed